This is a messenger RNA of Boeremia exigua, 870 nucleotides long. Its product is annotated as S-adenosyl-L-methionine-dependent methyltransferase. Lineage: Eukaryota; Fungi; Ascomycota; Dothideomycetes; Pleosporales; Didymellaceae. Bases 1 to 870 code for a protein of 289 amino acids. The transcript is spliced from 2 exons. The record is from RefSeq and is a predicted model, not a curated record.
AUGCCAAACUCAUCCGAGACACUGGCCCAUACCAAUCGGAAAUACUGGGAUGUUGCUUCUCGAGACUGCCACCGUGCCCAAUGGGUCAAUGACCUGCAAGCCCAGAUCGGCACCUUCUUGACAGCCCCAAGCUCGUCCACUUGGCUUGGCCUCCCGGCCACCGGUGAGCCUCAAUCGAAGAUGCUGGACUAUGCUUGUGGCGACGGUCUUCCUUCUCGCACCCUAAAACCUCAUUUCAAAACAUGCAUCGGCGUCGAUGUCUCCGCUGGUAUGCUGGCCAAGUACAACGAAUCAGCGGCUCAUCUCGGCCUGGGCCCAGAUGAGAUGAUUGCCGUGCGUGGAGACCUAUUCGCGGAUCCUGUCGAACCAACCGAUCCUCCACUGCCUGAGGAACGUCUACAGGACUUCGAUCUGGUGGCAAUAUGCAUGGCACUCCACCACAUGGAGGACAUCCAGCUGGCGAUUUCGAAGCUGGCACAGAGACUGCGACCGGGCGGAACGCUUCUGGUGAUUGACUGGGCGCGGAUUGAUGGCGCUACGCCGGCGCAGAAGGAGUUCAUGGAAGAUGUAAGAACUGGAAAGAUUCCUACCAAGGGCAUGCAGGAGAACGGACACGGCCACGGCCAUCGCCACAACCAUAAUGAUCAGACAAAGCAACAUCAACAUGUUGACCCCAAGGAGCCUUGGAAACCUCAUCCCGCAAGCCACACAAUUACUCACGAUAGUUUUACACAGGACACAGUCUUCGAAUUGUUCAGCAACGCGGGUUGCACUGAAGCUCGGUGGAAACUAGCUGAUAAGCUAAGUGAUGUUCCGGGAGCAAGGACUGGGAAGAUGCAGUUGUUCUGGGCGAGAGCUACAAAGAAAUAG